AUUUAUUUGAUGUAUUUUUUUGUUAAUAUUGGUUGGUGAGAGCCGAUUUUUUCAUGCACCAUCUCAGCAUGUUGCCAAAAUCAAUUCUAAUGCUUGGACCUCCAUCAUUAGGAAUAGGCGCGCACACCAUUAUUAUAAGUGAAUGUACGGAGUAUUAGUUGCUUAACUCCUAGCUUGGAACCUCAUCAUGAAAAGCUUGUUAGGAUUUUCUUGGGCACUAAACCAUCAAGGUUGCAACCCUCCAUCUCUUCCAAGAUGUGUGAAUAUAUAUGAGCAGCUAUAAAUAUGAAAGAAGUUUUUGGCACCAACCAACCAAUUACAGGAUUCUAGUGCCUGGUGAGAGGAGAAAAUAUUGCCGUCUAGAGUUUUGACGAAAAAUGAUGAAAUUUUGCCUGAUAAUGUUGAAAACAUAGUCAGCAUAAAUAGCAAUAGAUUUAGUUCAAAAAAAUCUGGAUGGAUUUUUCCAUCUUAGUCAGUUCUUUUGACUAAUUUCCCCAGUUCUCAUUGAUUUUCUCCCUCUUUUUACUUACCCCUAUUUAAUGCCUUAUUUUUCUUAUUCCUUGUACUACAAGUUUGGAAUUGAUAUGCAUUAAGUCAAUCAACAGUGCUCUAAAGUUCAUUACCUGAUAAGAAGGAACUUGCUCAUUACCUGACAAAAGUUUCACUUGAGAACAGAUAUGUCCUCCUCCACCUGUGAAUUGGAUGAGUCUGGAGCUUUGGAUUUCUCACUCAUCAUUGAACUGAUAAAGAUCUCUGUUGGCAAAUAUAUGUUGGGUGGCUGUAAACUCUAGAGUCUCUCUCUCAAUUAAUGAGAGAAGAGAAGAGUGAGAAGGAAUGGGAGAGGGGGAGGAAGAGAGUAAGGCUACCAUGCCUUGGGAUAGAAGUUGGGUAAAAAAUUCUAUACACUAUAAUUGCAAGUGGAUAUCCUUGGAAAUAGAAUUUGAUAAUGCUAUUGUUCUGGUGUUCAAAAUAUAAGUCUUCUGCAAAGUCCAACAGAUAUUGAACAUGGGAGGAUUGACAUAUAAUCUCAAUGCAGCACCCUUGGAGUGAUACAGUAAGAAUGGCUAUUGAUUUGGAGGCAAUGGGUAUCGGCGGAAAGUCUACCAUUUUUCAGGCUGGUCCUAAUCCGUGGGCAAUCGAAAACUUUGCAGCUGUAGCAAAGUAUCCAUCUGCUCAGAUUGUUGCACAGUGCUGCAGGAUCUCUUUUCUUCUGGGGCAAUAAAAUCUGCAACCGAUUUUCAAAUAUAUAAAGAAGUUGCUGGACUUUCUGGACUUGACUUUGCAUUUCUUGAUGACACUGCCGUAUACCACACAAAGAAUGACAAAUUAAAGCUUCUGAAACCGGGUUCUCUUCAACAUCUUGGAGAAAAUAUGCUCGCUUUUCUGCUUCAAGCUGCUGCGUCUUCUCAUCUUCCUCUGGGCAAGGCAGAGGAACAAGAUGGAAAUUCUAGCAGAGAUGCUGCUAUAUAUUUUGACAUUUUGGGAACAUAUAUUGUUGUAUUUCGUCAACGGUUAGCCAACAUGUUCUACAACUCCACAAUUAUGCAGUCACUUUUGAUAUGGGUUACAUCAAUCAUGAUGGGUGGUUCUUCUGCACUAAUCUCACUGGCUUUGUCAUCUUUGAGUAUCAUACUCAUGUGGAUAAGCUCCAUUGCUUUCGCUGCUGUUGCUGCCUUUUGUCUCCCACUUGUAUCUGCAUCACCAGUUCCAUAUGUUUCAAACCCUUGGCUGGUGGUUGGUUUAUUUGGUGUACCUGCUCUGCUAGGAGCAUUCAUUGGCCAACAUCUAGGAUAUCUGAUUCUGCGUAGAUACUUGUCAGCUGUAUACUCAACAAGAUAUAGGGACCUUUCUUCUUCUGUUCAAGCUGACAUUGCUAAGUUAGAUUCUGAAAGAUGGCUCUUUAAGGCAGGUUUAAUACAGUGGCUUCUGCUCCUGAUACUGGGAAACUAUUAUAAGAUUGGAUCUACUUAUUUAGCUCUUGUUUGGCUGGUUUCGCCUGCAUUUGCAUAUGGGUUGCUUGAAGCUACUCUAUCACCAGCUCGGUUGCCUAAACCACUGAAAACUCUGACCUUGGUGAUUGGCUUGUCUUUUCCAUUUCUACUAUCUUCUGGUAUGAUUAUAAGGUUGACAAGCAUAAUGGUUGGAUCUACAGUUCGUUUAGAAAGGAAUCCUGGUAGCAACCCUGAGUGGAUAGGGAAUAUUGUGGUUGCAAUUCUUAUUGCUGCAAUUGUGUGCCUUACGUUGGUGUAUCUUCUGUCAUAUAUUCACAUCUCAGGUGCAAAGGUGCCAAUCAUCAUUAUAACCUCUAUCCUCUUUGGCCUUUCAAUUUGUUCGGUAGUAGGUUUUCUUCAGGCAUUUACUGAAGAUACUGCCAGAGCUGUGAAUGUUGUCCAUGUUGUGGAUACGACAGGAAAACAUGGUGGAAAACAAGAACCAGACUCCUAUGUUUCACUGUUUUCAACAACUCCUGGAAACUUGAUUAAAGAGGCUGAAAAGAUUGGGAAGAAAAUGGUUUGUGGCAAGGAUAAGAUGCCUGAUUUUGUCAGUUUUUCAGUGAACUACAGCUGUUGGAUUGAUGAGGAUGUUUUAGCUGGGUGGGACAAAUCUGAUAUCCCCGCAAUUCAUGUCGAGCGUGAUAUGAUGGAUGAGAACAGAAUUACUGAAAUCUCAUUGGACACAAAAUUUUCCACUCGAUGGACUCUUGGAAUCAAUAUGGAAGAAAUUGAAGAUUUCCAGUUGAAAGAUGUGGGCGAGUCUGAGGAGUUAAUUCCGCUUGGUGGCAAGACAAUUGUGGAUGGAUGGCAUAUCAUUCAGUUUUCAGGUGGCAAGAAAGCGCCAACCAAGUUCAGCCUGACUCUUUCCUGGAUAAACGAAAAGCACGGUCCGAUGACAAGAAAUGAGGGCAGUAGGGGAGAACGCCCACUUCUGAAGCUGAGAACAGAUGUUGACAGACUAACUCCACAAACACAAGAUGUUCUUACGAAGCUGCCUCCUUGGUGUUCAUUAUUUGGGAAAUCCACAUCUCCCCACACCUUAGCUUUCUUGAGCAGUCUCCCUAUUGUUUUCUAGGCAUUUGGAAAUAGAAUUCUUGCCUUGCGACUCCCCAGCUAAAUGUUGCCUGCAGAGAACAAGAGACACACCUUCGCCAGAAGAAUACACUACUACUGUUUUUGUCUAGGAAACUUGGAUUCAAUUGCAAAACCCUGAAAGAGGGUUGUUCAUUUAACUUUCUGAACUCAAGAUAUGUCUUGCGUAUUAUUAGUCACUGAAAGAGAUUACAAAAUGUAAAGUGUAUUAUCAAUUAAGUUGCGCUUUAUUAUUUCAAUGAUGAAAAUUUGGCACAAAGUUUAU
Messenger RNA from Coffea arabica (coffee), 3351 nucleotides. Lineage: Eukaryota; Viridiplantae; Streptophyta; Magnoliopsida; Gentianales; Rubiaceae. The record is from RefSeq and is a predicted model, not a curated record.